CCGUUUGCCGGGCUCCCAGCGUCCUAGAUAUUCGGAGUGGUUAUCUGAGGAACCAGAAAGAGGCAAUGUAGAGACAGUGUUGCGCCUGGGAGUGCUGAGGGCCAAAAGAGAGUGAGAGGGUCCUGGGGAAGAAGCGCGCCUUGGUGGCUCCCCCCCACCUCGCACAGUCGUACAGUCCCAACAUGGCGGCCACCAUGAAGAAGGCGGCUGCAGAAGAUGUUAAUGUUACUUUUGAAGACCAACAGAAGAUAAACAAAUUUGCUCGGAAUACUAGUAGAAUCACAGAACUAAAGGAAGAAAUAGAAAUAAAAAAGAAACAACUCCAGAAUUUAGAAGAUGCUUGUGAGGACAUCAUGCUUGCUGAUGAUGACUAUUUAAUGAUCCCUUACCAAAUUGGCGAUGUUUUUAUUAGUCAUUCACAAGAAGAAACACAAGAAAUGUUAGAAGACGCAAAGAAAAACUUGCAAGAAGAAAUUGACACCUUAGAAUCCAGAGUGGAAUCAAUUCAACGGGUUUUAGCAGAUUUGAAAGUUCAGUUAUAUGCAAAAUUUGGGAGCAACAUAAACCUUGAAGCUGAUGAAAGUUAAAUAUUUUAUAAUACUUUUUAAAAAUUUGUUUAAUAAACUUGAAUAUUGUUUUAAAAGAUAACUUCCCUUCUUCAAAUGAAAUGAAAAGUGAACUUUCUUUUAAAUUUUUUCAUUUAUUUAAUGAGGAAACUUGUCUAUUUUCACAUGUCUUACCUAUUUAUUUUAUAUUUUUUAAAGAAGACAGUAUUCACCUAUGUAUUUUACAUAACAGUUAUAUCAAGUCCAGGAGCUUUAUGUCAUUAAAAUCAGUUAAGCAAUCUCUUAUGUUUGUAUAUUAUCAUUCAAAAUAUUUGUUAGAACUUUCAUUUUUAAGAAAAUUUAUAUAUAUAUGUAUAUAUAUGUAUCUUUCCACUGCUACCUGAUGAUUUUGAAAGCACCAUAAAAGCAUCUGACCCUCCAUCUAUUUACACAUUUCACAACUAAAACUUUGUCAUCUAUGUUGAAAUAUAUAUAUAUAUAUAUAUACACAUAUAUAUAUAUAUACACACACAUAUAUAUAUGCAAAUAUAUAUCACCAUAUUUCUACAUGUUGAUUUUUUUUGUGAACGAGCUUAAUAAUGCUGAGACAGGUUGGGGACCUGUUGAGCAUCAUCCAGAUAGAACAGCACAAUGCUUUAGAAACUAAGAGAUAUAUGUGUAUUAAUAGAAAUGUGAAGUGUUUUCUUAAAAGUUAUGUUUUAAGGCUUUGUAAGUAAAUAGGGUUUAUAUUAAUAUUGAUGUAGAAGUUAAGCAGCUAUGUGUUUAAAAAAAAGACUUUUUAAAUAAAAAGUAUAUUUACCUUUAUAUGAUAACACACACACACACACUCUCUCUCUCUCUCUCUCUUUCUCUCUCUCUCGAUUUGGAAAGCUACUUGUGCUAACUUUCCAGCAGAUGGCAGUAUGAAAAUGCAAGUGAAGAAUCAUCACACAAAAGUGAGGAUAUUUCUAGGUUUAAAUAUACAGAAUUUUACUUUGAAGACUAUUAAACAUUGCCUGGGCUCUUUUUCUUAAGUAGGUAGAAAGGACUUAGGAUUAAAGGUAGAAUAUGCCAUUCAACACUUCUUCAUUAUGUGGAGGCAUACUUAAAUUACUGCAAAGAUUUUCCAAAUAAUGAAAUGCAGAUUUUAGAAAGACACUUCUAACAGGGUUUUUUUUUUUUCCCCUCCACAUGCAUUUAGUAAGUCUUCCAUUAGAGAAGUGAGAUGUGUUAGUUAAGGUUUAACACAAAUACCAUGUUUAAAUUAAGAUAAUUAGAGAAAACUUUUUAGCUUCAGUUAUAGAGGUGAAGUGUAACCACUUGGUGCAUUUUGUGCCUUUACAGGCCAGGGAGCAGCCAUCCCUUUCACUCUGAAGUCCAGGAAGGAUUGCCUUUGUUUGGGGAGCUAUACAGUCAGCCUGUGACAUCUCUGCAGUGAUGGAGCUAAAGGAUAGGCACCCUGACCUAAUUCAUCCGGCCAGAACCCAGCUAGUAUCCACGGUUGGCCAAACACAACUGGAAUCCAGAAGUAAAUUCCAAAAAUCAGUUUUUUUGAAGGCGUAGAGAUAGGUGAUGAAUCAGUAGAUCUAGGAGACCAGGAGAGUGACAGACUUUUAGCCACUUAAAAUGUUAGUGCAUUGGUUCAUCUAAUCUACCAGAAGCUAAAUUAUGUGACUGACUGUAGUUAAAAAUUGUCAGAUCAUUUGCAAGUAUAGAUUUUAAUAAUAUAAGAAAAUAAACAUUACAUGGGGUUAAGGGGUUUGUUUUUUGUGUACCACCUUAUGUAUGUGUUAUUUCAUUUCUCCAGAUUGUCUUGUCCACUAGGAUAGACAGGGAGAGAAAACACGGCAGAGGAGCUUCCCCCAGUGCCAUUGUAGCUAUCCCAUGUGGUGCCGGGGCUUGAGCCUGGGCCACUUGCAUAGCAGGGCAGGGACCUAUUUCUCCAGCCCUAAUACUUUAUUUUCCUUACUUUAUCUGUGAAUUUUGAGGACAUUAUCAUGAGAAGAUAAACUGUACAUAUGUGACAACUGUUGUAAAUCAUUUCCCCUAAUAAAGUGGUUUUAAAAUUCAAA
Erinaceus europaeus (western European hedgehog) is the source of this 2617-nucleotide messenger RNA. RefSeq names its product prefoldin subunit 4 (gene PFDN4). The coding region runs from base 183 to 587 and encodes 134 amino acids. The transcript has 4 exons. Lineage: Eukaryota; Metazoa; Chordata; Mammalia; Eulipotyphla; Erinaceidae. The record is from RefSeq and is a predicted model, not a curated record. Gene Ontology annotation, biological process: protein folding. Gene Ontology annotation, cellular component: prefoldin complex; cytoplasm.